AGGUUGACCUCAAAACGAGACUGUUUAGGCCCAUGCUUACUAAUAGUAGCAUUUUUUCCUUUCUUGGCACAUGCACAUUGAAAUAUUCUGUAUAAUGAAUCUAUUUUGAAAGCGAAAUGGGAGGAACUUUUUCCAGUAGAAUUAAAGAUAAUGAAAGAGUCGAUGAUGAUUCUGUCGAGGGAGCCAUUUUGAGCAACUGUGUCGUCAUGUUCUCAACCACGACAUGCAAGUUCUGCGAAAAAGCGAAGCUAUCUUUGGCCAAUCUUGGAGUUAGAUAUAAAGUAAUCGAGUUAGAUUUGCUUGGUAAAAACAGUUUCAUCUAUUCAAAAGAACUGUCUCUGAAAACUGGAGUAAGAACGGUUCCACAGAUUUUUGUAAAUGGCCAAUUUGUUGGUGGUUAUUCUGAAAUGGAACAACUCAAAGAAGCUGGGAAACUAAUAGAAAUGGUUUACCAAUGUGCUUAUCAAAAUUAGUGAAAGUUAAAAAAGUUAAAAUGGAUUUUGUUCUUAAAUAAUUCAAAUUAAAUAUUGUGUGUAUACAACUAUUGAUUUUUGGUCCUCUGUACUUGUGCAUUUGUUACUACCUAGCUUCCAGAGCUAGUCCUGGUCCUUUAUUUCAAUGUGACUACAUCUCACGAUUUCAACCCGGCACUGGAGACACUCCUCAGAGAGCUGAAAACUCUCCUCAUUCUAUGUGUCAGUUUGGUCAUUACAGGAAUUCCAACUACAAACCUUAGUUUGUCUGAUCCUAACCAUUGAGCCGCCCUUACACUAAAUUUUCCUGUACCUUUUUAAUUGUCUAACUGAUGUCUUAGGCAAAGAGGCUAGGCACAAUUUGAAAUAUAAAAAAUAUUAAUAGAGAUAAAGAUCUGAGGUGAUAUGUUUUGAAGGAAUCAAUUAAUUCAAUCAACUUGUUAUUACAAAAACAUAACCUACAGGUUAUGAUUCAUUUCUCUCAAUGCGUAAGCCACCAGGUGUCAAUAUAGAUCAUUUGCAUCAGUAUUUGUUUAACAGUGUGACAUUUUUACCCCAUACCUUAACUGCAGAAAUUUCACACUUGACCUUGUUGGCAUAAUAGCCAAGAUGAUGGCCUUUCGCUUGUAGUGCUGCUGUUUCUAUCUCUUUAGUUUCUGGUUCAUAAAAUGGGUGUUGUCAUUUUCAUCAUAGAAACAAUCUGUCUUUCUAUUAUUGAAUAAAAUAUGAAUGAAGGCACUGCAAAUUGAUCAUCUCUCUUUACCUUAUUAUACUUUUAAAUCUUGUGAUAUCAUAAAACCCAUGACCAACUCAGUGUCUACAAAAACCAAUUAGGGAAAAUUUAGUUCUCAUUUUGAAAGGCAUAAGUACAAAUGCUGGCUAUUGUUACUUUGAUAAUUUAUCCUAAAUUGUAUCUUUCUAAGCACAAUAAUUACUACCAUGGAUCCAUUCUAUGCUUCAAAAUCUGUAAUGGAUUUGUCUUAAUUGGAAUUAUCCAUGAUGUAGCAAGAAGUUGACAAAUACA
Molecule: messenger RNA, 1497 nt
Organism: Rhopilema esculentum
Lineage: Eukaryota; Metazoa; Cnidaria; Scyphozoa; Rhizostomeae; Rhizostomatidae
Product: glutaredoxin-2, mitochondrial
Cellular component (GO): mitochondrion
Molecular function (GO): protein-disulfide reductase activity
Source: RefSeq, a predicted model, not a curated record